Molecule: messenger RNA, 2097 nt
Organism: Saccostrea cuccullata (small rock oyster)
Lineage: Eukaryota; Metazoa; Mollusca; Bivalvia; Ostreida; Ostreidae
Exons: 5
Coding region: 37-2097 (686 amino acids)
Source: RefSeq, a predicted model, not a curated record
CCAGAUAAUCAGGGAACAGAAUUCAUCAUUGGAUUUAUGGAGGCUGAUGAGGCUAUACACGGAAAAAAUUCAGACAGUCCAUUGAAACUUUUUAUUACGACUGCCUCUGAAUUUCCCGUGAACGUCAAUAUUUCUGCUCCAAUGGCAAACGCUAUCUACCAAGGUGACAGAUUUACAAUUAAAAAGGGGACUAUACAACAGGUAUUGAUUCCUAAGUCCCUAAGAUUACAGGGAACAGAGCGUGCAAAGAAAGCUAUUCAUAUUGUCUCGUCCGCUGAAAUUGUUGUUUUUGGACUAAAUCAAGCGAAAUAUUCUACAGAUGGAUUUCUUGGAAUACCUUUGGAUGUUUUGGGAACUAAAUAUUUUGUUCCUUCCUUUUUCGAAAAUGGCAGAGAUUUUUUCAAUUCUGCAAUUCUCAUUGUAGGAACACAAGACAGGACCAUAUUGAAUAUCAAACUGCCAAAUACAAAUAAUAUAAGGAUACACUUUGAAGGUAAAAGUUAUAGUCAUGGUGACUGGAUGAACUUGACCAUUAAUAAAUAUGAUACCUUACAGCUUCUUUGCCGCGCCGAUUUAACAGGUACGCUUGUUUUAUCCUCAAAAAAAGUAUCCGUUUUCGGAGGAUCUACCAUAACUUCUGUUGGUAUAGGAUCUACAAAGGAUCACAUCGAAGAACACAUACCACCUGUAAACGUCUGGGGGAAAAAGUUUGCGAUUAAUCCAAUUCCCGACACAAAUCCAAACAUUUUAAGAUUUUUGGCAAGUGAAGAUAAUACUAUGGUAAACAUUAAUAAUAAAGAAAUUCAGAUAAUGGCUGGAAAUUAUUCUGAAGCACAAGUGGAUCGCUUUUCUUUUGUAUCUGCAAACAAGCCAAUUUUAACUGUGCAGUAUGUUCCAAGUGGAACAUGUCCUAUAAAUGGUUUUAAACCAGGCUGCCACAAAGGAGACCCAUCUAUGACUCUAAUUUCCCCUACAGAACAAAAUAACCUAUUUUACUCGUUUUUAACACCAGUUUCAUCUAUGAAUUUAAACUAUAGUAACAUAUUUUUGUUCGUUAUUGAAGAUGGUUACGAGGAUGGAAUAUUUCUAGACAACAGUCCUAUUAAAAGAAGCGACUUCCACAAUGUGGUACACAAUCACAAUAUUACAGCCGGUUAUAUUCGAAUAUCACCUGGUAGUCACACCAUAGAACAUUCUUCAAAAAAGGUACCCUUUGGGGGAAUACUAUAUGGCGGUAUCGAGUUUGAAUCGUAUGCUUUCCCUGUUGGUCAAAGGUUUGCCACGAUAAAUGAGGAAGAUUGUCGCUCUAGCGUUAUGAGUCCUGGUGAUGGUCUGGAUAAUGAUUGCGAUGGACAAGUAGAUGAGGAAGUCUGUAAUGAUUUCAAAGAUAAUGAUAAGGAUGGAAAAACAGAUGAAGAUUGUUCCAUAGCACUGAGUACAACAGUAAAAACCACAUCAUCAACAACAAUUACAACUACAAAGGCAGCGAUUAAAUUCUCAACAAGUAAAUCUAUAUUUGUUUCGAAAGUUACAACGUCAAAUUCAACAACAUCAGCAUCUCCGACUAAAGCAAAAUUAUCUAAGACAAAUGAAACUACAACAUCAACCAGACCGGCACCAAAAUCAACCACAAGAAUAACAAAAACGUUAACAGAAACAACGUCACCACUGCCAAUAGUUAAAUCAAUAACAACAACAACAACAAGAACGACACCUUCAGCUAGGACAACUUCAAUUACAGUAUCGAAAAGAAGAAUGAUGACGCCAUCAAUGAAAACAGCGAGAGCAACAACGAGAAAAAUACCAGCAGUUACAACUAUGAGUUCAGUACAUCAAAACUCAGGCAUGGAUGAGGACCCUGAACGACCAGUCUGGCUCUCCUACACAGAGUAUGGAAUAAUUGGUUGUGUUUCUGUGGUUGUUAUUGGAGUCAUUGGUUUGUGCUGUAAGAGGUGUUUUGGUCUGCUUGCCAAACGCAGCGAUGACGACGAUGACGAUGAAGAAGAAAAACACCGACGAAAAAUGUACAACAAAGCUAGAAAGGCAAUCGGGCCUCCUGCUAUCAGACCAAUGUAUAUCGAACUUCAAAAGACAUGA